This is a messenger RNA of Calliphora vicina (urban bluebottle blowfly), 1460 nucleotides long. It is a transcript of the gene spidey, whose product is annotated as spidey. Gene Ontology annotation, molecular function: oxidoreductase activity. The transcript has 5 exons. The record is from RefSeq and is a predicted model, not a curated record. Bases 233 to 1195 code for a protein of 320 amino acids. Lineage: Eukaryota; Metazoa; Arthropoda; Insecta; Diptera; Calliphoridae. Gene Ontology annotation, cellular component: endoplasmic reticulum.
UAAAAAUCAGAAACUCAGCAGAGGCAUUACUGUGCGUUCGAAAAAUAUAUAGUGGCAGUUUAUUAAAAACACUUUGCUACCCGGUAUAACAAAACGGAAAAUAAAAAUAUUAUUUUAUAAAUUAAAUUAAACAAUUUGUGUGUUUUUCUUGAAAAGAAAACAAAAAGAAGCAACGCCAAGUUUGCCCUUUAUAUUCCAUAAGAAAAUUUGUGAAAAAAUCUUUUAAAAAAACAUGGAUUUCGAUUGCAAAUGUAUGAGAGUUUUGGGAACUGCUGCCAUUGCCAUAGUGGGCUAUCAUUUGGUUACAAAAUUCCUGCCCUGGUUGUAUAUUAAUAUAAUUGGGCCAAAAUUGUUUGGACCUAAGGUCGAUGUUUCACGUUUGGGCAAAUGGGCUGUAAUUACCGGUGCUACCGAUGGUAUUGGAAAAGCGUACGCUAAAGCGUUGGCAAAGAAAGGUUUGAAUGUGGUUCUUAUCAGUCGUUCUCUCAGUAAAUUGGAAACUGUAGCCAAGGAAAUCGCCGAUGCAUACAAUGUUGAAACCAAAAUUGUUGAUGUCGAUUUCACUGGCGGACAGGAAAUUUACUCAAAAAUUCAACAGCAAAUUGAAGGCCUGGAGAUUGGUGUAUUGGUUAAUAAUGUAGGCAUGAGUUAUUCCUAUCCCGAAUUCUUUGUUGAAUUCAGUCAAAAGAAUCCUCAGUUCUUAAGAGACAUCAUAUCGGCCAAUGUACAUUCUGUGCUACAAAUGACAGCAUUGAUAUUGCCACAAAUGGUGGAGAGGAAGAAGGGAGCUGUAAUUAAUAUAUCAUCAACGGCCGGUGUUAUACCGAAUCCCUUGUUGACAGUAUAUAGUUCUACCAAGGCUUUCGUGGACAAAUUCAGUGCCGAUUUGCAGACCGAAUAUCGUGCUCAAGGCAUUUUUGUGCAAAGUAUUCAACCCGGUUUUGUGGCCACAAACAUGACAAAAAUUCGUAAAACCAGUACUUUUGCUCCCUCAGCCGAUACCUAUGUUGAAUCUGCUCUUAAAACUUUAGGCUUAGCCGAACGCACUGCCGGCUAUUUACCUCAUACCCUUAUGCAGGUUGCACUCAGUGCUAUAUCAUGCAUUUUCUGUGAACAAUUCGCUAGUCAACUAGUAUUUAGGCAAUUACUCAAUACACGUAAGCGAGCUUUACGCAAUAUUGCCAAAAAACAAUAGUCAGUCCAAACAUAAUAUGGUUGUAACAACGACAGUGACCAAAGAAUCUACGGAUUGAAAUAAUGCAUUAUAGAAAUUGUAAUUCUUCCUCUAAUAUUUUAUUUAAUUUGCAUUCAAAUUUUAAAGGACUGCUGGGUAUAUUACUUUAAAAUGUUUUUGUUUCGUUAGGUGAAACAAUUUAUGUAUGUAUUUAUUUAAUUUUGCUUUUAAAAAGUGUCAUAUUUUUUAAUAAUAAAUAAUAUAAUAAUUUUUGAAGAAAUUUAAA